GCUCCGCUGUAGAGACCUGACAGACGCGGGAGUUGGUCUCGUGGGCAGAAUAAACACAGUGCAGGUCACGUGUUGUUGUACGCUAACGGUAUAUCAUUAACAAUAAUUAAGAGAGCUUCCCACGGAGUUUGACCCGCCGGGUGGAUUCCGCACAGGACAUUAUUUGAAUCGCGGAGGCUCGUCCCAGAGAAGACAGCGCGGGCACGCUUUUGUGGUUCAUGGAAUAAAAGACAACAGGACAGAAGGACCAGUGAGUUAACCAGUGCCAGAGAAAGAUGCGCGCAUCACCUGGGGGACGGUUUGUUUUCGGCUGAUGCAGCGUGUGCAGCGUGGCUCACAUCAGCGCCGUUACGCGCACAGAUCCCCGGUCACCUGUUGAAGUUGCCCGACGCGCGGUGAGCUGUUGCACGCGUUGCUUUCAAACGGGAGAAUCGACUCGAGAGGGCGCCUAACCAAAUGCCUGACCCGUCCUCCGGUCUGUAUGAUGCACUGUCUCCUCGUUAUGUUGCAGGAUGAGCGCUGAUCUGGAGCGCGCGUCGCUCAACACACCCCUGAACUCGGGGGGCUCAGGCGGCCGUGCGCUCUCGGCGAACGUCCGGAGGCUCCACAACGCUCUCAACCUGCUGCUCAGCGACGUGGAGCGGGAGCACUUCAUCCACUGCCUCAAUGUGUACCACGCCAAGCGCAACGUCUUCGACCUGGUCCAAACUCUCAAAGUGAUUCUCAGCACGCCCGGCAAACGACAGCUGCUGCCCAUGCUGCGCCUGGUCAUCCCGCGGUCCGACCAGCUGCUGUUCGACCAGUACACGUCCGAGGGACUCUACCUGAAGACAGACCUGCUCCCCAGCAACGGCAGCGCGGAGAGCUUUGGGGACGAGGGUGACUCGGCUCUGCAAAACUAUGUCACUUCCAUCCAGGAGCAGCCCCUCACCUUGGGCUGCCCGGACGGGUUCAGCGCCGCGGCGGAGCUGUCGGCUUCCAUGGCCCCGCAGUUCCUCGAGGGCACCUUUGGAGAUGUGCGCAAAGUGACCCUGACGCGCUCCCGGAGCCACGAGGGCCUGGGCUUUAGCAUCCGCGGGGGGUCGGAGCACGGCGUGGGGAUCUACGUGUCCCUCGUGGAGCCUGGCUCAUCGGCCGAGAGAGAAGGACUGAGGAUCGGGGACCAGAUCGUGACCGUGAACGACAUGAUGUUCAGCAAUGUCUCUCACGUAGACGCGGUGAAGGUGCUGAAGGGAUGCAAGCAGCUUGCGAUGUCAGUGUGUUCUAUGGGUCGGAUUCCUGGAGGCUACAUCACCAACCAUGUGUACAGUUGGGUGGACCCUCAGGGCCGGAGUGUCUCCCCACCGCCCGACAGCCACGAGAUAAACCAGAGGCAAGGACCCGGUACGGAGGAGAGGACGGUAAACCUGAAUAUGGACGACGGUCGCUCUUUGGGCCUGAUGAUCAGGGGCGGUGCUGAGUAUGGCUUGGGGAUCUACAUCACUGGAGUGGACCCUGGAUCUGCUGCGGACAUCGGUGCACUAAAGGUGGGGGACCAGAUUCUGGAAGUGAACGGUCAGAGCUUUGUCACCAUCUGCCACGAUGAGGCCGUUCACAUCCUCAAAACAGGACGCCACCUGCUGAUGAAGGUGAGGGAUGUUGGUCGUCUGCCCCACGCACGCACAGUGGUGGACGAGACCAAGUGGAUCUGUAGCCAGGGCAUAGCUGAGACCAACGCCACGGCUAACCCGAGUCCUGUCGCCAACCCCACUGUCAAUGCUGGUGUCCACACUAGUGUCAGUGCCACCACCAGCAGUUCAAGACCAUCAUCAGCCAGAUCUUCACAUCUAAUAGCAAAGCCUGCAGUAUACAGAGGUGUGGGUCCGCCAGGUGUCCAGGUGUCUUUGGAGCAGCAGGCCUACAUGCUGCUGACAGAACCAGAGAGGAAGACCAUGGUCUACUACUUGCAGGAGUACCAGGAGGGACACAUAGGAGUGGAGCCACUGACCAUGGCUCUGUUUGAGCUCUUCAACACACAUGCAAAGCUGUCCAUGCUGUCUGAGGUGAGGAGCCUGGUGUCUCCCCAGGAUCUGGAGUUCUAUGACAGACUGGUGCUGCACCGCGAGAGGGAAGCCCACCAGGCCUGGCACGGAGGCCUGGGAGUGCUGCACCCACCGUCCCACUGCAACCACGCAGCUCCUGUGAUCCAUGAUGCAGUACACACUGUCCCAGCUACGGAUGAAGUGCAGGUUACAAGUCAAUCUCCUCCACCCUUCCGAGUUGCUCCUCUCCAGGCCCAGAGCAGGUCACCUAGGGCGAUGGAUCUCGGCCGGAAGCCUUCGGCCCGGCUGAUGCAGCCUGGCUCCAGCCUGCUCUUCUCCGGCCCCACCCAGCUGCUGCAGGGCUGCCUCCACAAGUCGCUCAAAUCCCUCCCCACCACCCACCAGCCCUCCCCAACCUUGGCAGACCACACAGGCACAGGAGCCAGCCACCACACCUCUCUCAAUGCCCUCCAUCAUACCUGCCAGACUUUCUUCCAGCUCUCCGACUCCGAACACCACAACCACCCGCACUUCGCUCAUCACUUCCACCAACAUCCUGUCCACCACAAUAGGCCUAGUUCCGGACACCACACCUGCCCAGGCUUCCUCAACCACCGGGGCUCCUCCGGCUCUGCUAAACCACAGGGAUCUGUCAAGUUCCCCUCCAGAUCCAGCUCCUAUGAGAAGUCCUCCAUCUUGUCAAAGUCGGCUUCCUCUUCAAAAGCAGCCUCUCCCAUGCCAUCGCCUCAUCUGUCCCCCCAUCCCUCGCCGUGUCCCUCCCCCUGCCCUUCUCUGAUCACACCUGCUCCUCCACCCUGUAGUCCAGACCUGCACUGCUCCCCUGCCCUCACUCAUAAAGUCAUCGUUACAGACACAAACCGGCUGUCUGCAGACUCCAGACCACAGCAAAGAGGGGCGACUCUGUCCCAGCUGUCAGACAGUGGCCAGACUCUGAGUGAGGACAGCGGGGUGGAUAUUGCUGAAGCAGGAGGUCUCAGUAAAGAUGGAAGCCCUCGACCCAGCAAGAACCAGAAGAACCAUCUGGAACAGCCAGGGGCCCAUGUACCACCUCCAGGGGCCACGAGACAACUGACUGGCUCACCGGUCCCAGCAGCCACCGCUACCCUGGUGCGAGUGGUGAAAAAUAGCAACACCCUUGGCAUCGCUAUCGAGGGGGGAGCCAAUACACGCCAACCUUUGCCACGUAUAGUCACCAUUCAGAAAGGAGGCUCCGCUCAUAACUGCGACCAGCUGAAGGUGGGUCAGGUGAUCCUGGAGGUCAACGGAAUAUCCCUGAGAGGUCGGGAGCACAAGGAGGCUGCCCGCAUCAUCGCAGAGGCCUUCAAGACCAAAGACAUGGAUCACAUUGACUUCCUGGUGGUUGAGCCGGGACUCUAAUAUGAAGACUUUGCACUUUAUGCAUCUUGAUUUAAGAAGACACUGUUUUACCGCUUUGAGGGAGACACAUGAACUCCACAUGAAGUUGUCCUGUACCCAUGGCCCUCAUUUUAAUUUCAGGGAAAGAUGUGUCGGGUAUGCUGCUGAUUGCACUCAACAGAGAUUUGCACAAUUUAAAUUCAGAAAAGGAUAUUACACUAGUAUUUAACAUAAAUGUCCUACCUGGGUCAUUAGCAUUCAAAUCCUGAAUGUUAUUGUAUGUGUCAUCAAGAGGACACUUAGUACUCCCAGGUGGCUUGCCAUAACAAAUAAUAAUGAAAACAGCCAAACACAUUUUAGUCAGUAAAUUAGUUGUAAGUUGGUAUUUUUUAUUCUUCAUACCUUAUCUGUGGAGGCAGAGCUGCUCUCGAGGCAGCUAUGAACUCUGAAAGGAUUAUUUGUUAAUUACAGCAAGAUUCUUGACUCUGUCGUUUACAUGAAAAUAACAUUGUAGUUCCAAGUUAAACACUGAUAUUUAAACAUUAAGUGAGACGCUGAAAAAAACAACCAGGCAGGUUUAAAACAAGCAGUUUAGCCAGAUGAACUAUUACUUAACCUGGAGGUGAAAUCAAAAGUGAUCGCAUUCACAAUUAGAAAAUAAACUAGAGAGCUUUUGAUGAUGGGAUCACAGCAGCUGCGCUGUCAAUGUGGUGACCUUCUAGCAUUAUUACAUGAAUACGUGGCUCGUACCAACUUGGAGCUCGGCCUUCAAUUUGAACUCAGUUAUGCUACUCACAAAUGUUUGUGACUGUAUCUGGCACAGCUGUGACAUCGUUGUGGUGACAAAUUUGUCCACAGACAAACACAGACAGAUACCUGUCAGAGUACUUAAAACUGCCACUUCUGUAUCGUCCCAUAACAGCAGUCUGACCAAAUUUGGUCCUGAUCACACACACACACACACUCAAUGUUAAAACGAUACAAGCCACGCUGUCACCUCUGGUAAUAAUCCCACAUUGCAUUGAAAAAAGAUUGUACAAACAACCACUAUCAGACAAUCAGAUUGUGAAUAAACACCCUCCCUAGUUAAGUAAAUCUAUUUGGCAAAGAAAACAAAGACAAUUUCAGUAAAAUAAUUUCCCCAAACGGUGUUUCCAACAGUUUACAGACUCCCCUCUAAAUUCAACUUUAAUCCUACUUUAUCUACUACAUAUGCCAGCUAUAUUGACGUGCACAUUUUUUUUCCAUUGACCAAUUAUUAGUGACUUUUUGGGUCUUCACGUUUACAUCCAAAUCCGAAUAAUCUGUAGCUAAUCAAGCUAAACUGUUGCCUUGUUUACAACCUCUCUGCUCACCUCACCACUCCUUAUUCUUUGGAACCCUGUCUCAUAAGCCGUUUUUGGGUCCGGAUUUUCUCCGCAGUUUGUCUUUCACACAUGCACAACGCAGCGGGAGGUUCUCUGCUCUGACACGUUCACGACAGCAACAAAUCCUCCGUAUUAUUCAGUCGAGAGGUGGAGCAGUC
This is a messenger RNA of Hippoglossus stenolepis (Pacific halibut), 4923 nucleotides long. RefSeq names its product whirlin b (gene whrnb). Gene Ontology annotation, cellular component: cilium; photoreceptor inner segment; plasma membrane. The transcript is spliced from 11 exons. Gene Ontology annotation, biological process: sensory perception of sound; auditory receptor cell stereocilium organization. The record is from RefSeq and is a predicted model, not a curated record. Gene Ontology annotation, molecular function: protein binding. NCBI's taxonomy places the organism in Eukaryota, Metazoa, Chordata, Actinopteri, Pleuronectiformes, Pleuronectidae. Bases 513 to 3419 code for a protein of 968 amino acids.